AUGUCUUCAUCAAGGAGAUCAAGUAAAUCCAGAACAUCUGGAACUGAUUCUUCUGGUAGUUUAAAUAGACUAUUAAACUUUUCCAAAUCAAUUGAAAAGGGUAUUUUCGGAGUACUAUAUGCAAUGACAAAGAAUAAUACAUUUCCAAAAGCAUUAACAAUCAUUGCAUUGAUCAUUGAAUUUAUUCAAUUAAUAUCUUUUGGAUUUAAAAGUGUAUUCCCUUGGGGUGGUGAUCUAGGAUUUUAUUUAAAAAAAAUCGUAUCACCAAUAUCACAUCCAGCAGAUGUAUUAGCAUAUAAAGGAUUUACAGUAUUAUUUUGGGUGGCCAUUGCCUUUAUGGUAUUGGGAUUUAUCAACAUUUGGUAUGUCGCCUAUACAUUCUAUCAAGGAAAGAUAGCCAACAUUUGGAUCAUUCGAACUUUGAGAUGGUUUGUUUCAUCGACUGUCGCCGUGCUCUACAUUCCACUGCUUUCUCUGUUUCUCAUCGGUCUAAACUGUUCAAAGGAUUCAGAGAGUGGAGGAGGAUACUAUCUGACUCGAUUCGCUAGUCAAGACAUUCUUUGCUACGGACCAGAGAAUAUGCCAAUCACCAUCUUUUCCAUCGUUUUCAUCAUUCUUUUUACAAUCAUUGCUGUUUGUUCGAGUGUUACCUAUUAUGAAUUUGAUACUUCAGUUUCUGAUAGAUUUGCUAAACCUCAUGCUAGAUUUGAUUUAACCAUAUUACUUGUUAAAACAAUAUUUGCAUUCUUUUUUGAAUUGUUAAAAGGGUAUCCAUGGUUAUUGGCAAUUGUAUUUUUUAUUGGGUUACUUUUACUGUCUUUUGGUUCCAUCAUUUUACUUCCCUAUAAUAAUCAGAGAUUGAAUCAAAUCAAGUCUGGAUUAUAUACAAUCGUCCUAUGGGUAUCAUUUUGUACCAUUCUAACAAUGAUUGUAAAUGAUACUGAAUCACCAGCUACAAGUUAUUUAGUAGUUGCUGGUUUAAUUCCUUCAUUUUUCCUUGGUUUCUUUUUAAAUAAACUAUUUUAUAAAUAUUUAUAUAAACAAUUAAAAUAUUUAACAAAUGUUCCACCACAAACAUCAGUUCAAACAAUGGAAGUUAUAAAUAAUAAUAAUAAUUUAAAUGGUGAAAAGAUUGUAAAAUUUGAAGAACCUGUAACAUUGGGAAGCAAAAGUCAAAUUAAAUUUCCAUUUUUUGAUAAGUGGUUUUCAAUGCCUUUGUUUAUUGAAAUAAUGUCACGUCGUAUUCUAGCAUCACGUGGUGGUAAUCAACGUGAUCAAGCAGCUAUUGAUCGCGCCAAUCUACUGUUCCAAUGUGGAUUACAGUACUAUCCAAACUCUUCGCUUCUGUGGAUGGCCUAUGCAAACUAUCUCUUUACCGUUCGUCAAGAUCGUCAUGUUGGCUAUGCAUCGUUGGAAAAGCUUCGUCGUAUGAACCCGCCAUUUGAUAUUCGGUUCUUUAUCUUUCAACGUGACAAGGAGCGUGAGCAAAUGAUGGAUUCCGAUCUGCGUGGUCCCAGUGGCAAGAUUCAAGAUUUUGUCACGUACAUGGAGUUUAAAAAGUUGUAUCUUGGGGCACGUCGAUCCCACCAAUCCUGUCUCAACUAUAUCAAUCGGUUCUGGAGACAUCUCUUGCACGAAACGAUCGAUCUCAAUGCCCUCUCUACGCUCUCGGGCAAGAUUGCCACAUCCGAGACGAGGGCCACCGAACAGUAUGAACGGCUGCUUGGACUCAACCCCAACUCGGUUCGUGUCAUUCGUGACUAUGCCCAGUUUGUCGAAGAGGUGGUGCGUGACAGAGACCACUCUUUCAAACUAGCUAAAAAGGCAGAUACGAUCGAAGACAAUAUGUCCAAGAGUCUAUCUAUUGAACAUACUCGUCGGUUGUCUAGUAGUAUUCCAUCCGACCUAGAUAUAAUGGGUGAUGGUGCCAGUACUGGUGGAAUUCAAUUGGAGCGUAUUAGUAUUGAUACUUCAGCUGCGGCUGGUUCCCUGCGCAGAGGGGAACAAAAAACAAUAAGAAUUCCCGAAAAUUCAUCAACACAAGAUAAAAAAUCGGGUGGUGGUUUAUCUGGCGACGAUUCUAGUGAUGCAACUGGAUCAUCUUAUCAUAGUCGAUCGAAUUAUGCUGCGUAUCAACAAAGCAACUCAAUUUCUCGUCUUUCAUGGUUGAUGAUAUUUACGACGUUGGCCACUGUCAUCUUUGCCAUUGUCGUGUUGGUCGUGCUUCGUAAUCAAAUGAUUGCGCAACGUAAUGCUUUCCAGGGUGUUUUGUCACUUGGCAGCUUGGGGUCAGAGAGUGUCCAAGUAGCCAACAAUUUCCUGCUCAUGAACCAGUACGCCCUGGCCAAUAAUUCGGCGGGCUUUGCGUACCACCAACACGACAAUGUGCGUCGCAUCAACAUUAUGGAGAAUAUUCAUCGGGCCAUCUACUAUGGCGAAAAGAGUCCGCAGGCCUAUGUCAGCGACCCCAUUGCCACGCUCAAGCGCCAGGCUGGUAUUUCUGGUGUCUAUGACAUUGGCAGCGUCCUCUUCUCCUAUCCCCAGUUCAACAAGACCAAUCCGGCCAACUCUGCCCUGCUGCGUGCAGUCUACAACAAACCGGUUAUCGACAUGAUGAUGCUGAUCGGAACCAACGCCUACAAUGACAACACCACCGACUUUAAAUACGUCACGCAGCCAUUCAACGUGUGGAAGGGUGGUAAUAUGUAUGUCGAGAAUGCCCGUGUCAUCAACAGCUACGCGAUCGAUGAUUUUGGCACCGAAAUUAGUCGUGACCCUGGAUUCAGAUUCGUCACCAAAAACACUCAGACCUUGUCCGACUCUUUUCUCCUCGUUCAAAAGGCUUACGUCGGCACUAUCCUCUUGUCAGCCAACAACAAUUCUCUCAACAUCUUGUAUGUGUGGGUAUCCAUCUUUGGAUUGCUCUUUAUCCUCGCUGUCCUCCUCUUCCGUCCAAUCGUGAGUCGAAUUUCGAGAGAAAAGAUACGUACACUCGUACUCUUUGCUCUUGCUCCUCACGACCUCGUUUUGAAAAUGGCUACCAAAAAGGUUAAACUUUCUAAUCUUGAAAGUGGGUCAGAUCGUGAUAUCCAAUUUGAUUUGACCAGUGGUGACGAUGAAGAUGAUCAAGUUAACAAUAGUCAUAGCCCAUUCUCCUCCCCCUCCUCCUCCUCCUCGAGGAUGGUCAACAAAUCAUCUUCAUCCCUUUUACCAGAAUCUUCUUCUUCAUCACCAAAUAUAUUAUUACAAGGUGAAGAAUUAACCAAAGGUGGUGGAGAAGAUGGAACUGCAGUUCUUGAUCAAGAGGAUCAUCAUUUACCUUUACUAUCUCCCGCCAAAAUAGUUGGUGAUAGUACUACUACUACUGCCACUGCCACUGUCAAGAAAAGAAUUGGUGGAUGGGAUGGUACAAGUAAAAGAAAUAUCAACAAACGAUCGUUACGUGUGGUAUUACGUAGACUACAUGUUUCAUAUAGUUUUGCAUUAUUCCUGCUCUUUGGUAUAUUGACCAUGGGAUUGUUCGUAAGUUUUGCACAAAUAUUUGUCGAUCAACAAGCUGGGUAUGACCUUGCGCUCUGUGCCUACCGUACAGCCGAUUCUCGACUUUUACACUAUUACACAACCAAGCUAUUGUCACCACCAGACGAGGGUGAUAAUCUCCAACAUGAUAUACACAACACCACCCUUGCAUUCCAAAAGAAUCAUCAGUCACUCAUCGAUAUUCCUCGUACUGAAGAUGUGAUGGAUGGCACAUUUGGAUGUUAUCGUAUCGACCAAUCCGAGUGUCGUCAGCCCCAGGAUCCCUAUUACAAGGACACUAUAUUUGGUUUGGAUUGGACGAUCGAGCAAAUGAUCCAACAUUCUCUCAAUUUAGCCUAUGAAAAUCGUUCAGCGAUGACCGGGACCGAUCCAGACAUCGUGUGGAUGAAUGCCAUGUAUCCCGACAUUAGUGAUGGGCUCGAUCGCACCACUUUUAGAUUCUUUGAGUACUGGCAAGAGAUUCAAACCAAGGCACUCAACAUCAUCACCGCCAUCUUGUCCGUAUCCACCGUCCUACUCGUGCUCAUCUACCUCAUCCUCUUCCGUCCCUUUAUCAAUCGUCUUCGCGUUCAACAUAUACAUACUCUUGCAAUGCUUCGUCUUGCUCCUGAAGAUAUCCAAUUUAUGCAUGUUAGUGAUAAAAUUAUUGAUGAAGAUUAA
Cavenderia fasciculata is the source of this 4200-nucleotide messenger RNA. RefSeq lists its product as uncharacterized. Lineage: Eukaryota; Evosea; Eumycetozoa; Acytosteliales; Cavenderiaceae. The record is from RefSeq and is a predicted model, not a curated record. Bases 1 to 4200 code for a protein of 1399 amino acids. Gene Ontology annotation, biological process: RNA processing. The transcript is spliced from 6 exons.